Molecule: messenger RNA, 1130 nt
Organism: Aspergillus versicolor CBS 583.65
Lineage: Eukaryota; Fungi; Ascomycota; Eurotiomycetes; Eurotiales; Aspergillaceae
Product: sulfotransferase family protein
Exons: 1
Coding region: 283-1056 (257 amino acids)
Source: RefSeq, a predicted model, not a curated record
CAGGCUCAGCUGAAAACGUCCAAGUCUCUUGGUUUCAGCCGCCAAGUGUGCAACGCCGUGGUAUCCAAUCUUAAUACGAACACUCUCCUAGUGCUUACUCCCGUACCAUAAAUCGAGUGACCUUUUAGGUAUCUUGCCACGACAGGUGGAUGUUGAAUGCACUGUUGCGUUGUGGUGAGUGCGAUUUAUAUAAGUCCACCAGAUGCCAGUACUCCUCGUAAGGCCUGCCCUACCUCCGACCCCAACUGCACCAAAGAAAAAUACCUGUCAACCACAAUCUGAAUGGGCCAAAAACCCUCAAUCCCCCAAUCUGGGAAGAAAAUCCAAGUGAUAGGCGCCGGCCUGCCUCGCACCGGAACGGCCUCUUUCAGCGCUGCACUAUCCAUCCUGUUAAACGGCCCCGUCUACCACAGCGGCACGCAGAUCACACUCGGGCCAGGGUCGGAGAUAAAAUCCUGGAUACAGAUUCUCCGUCUCUGGGGUACAGGACAGGCCGAUGACCAUAAAUCCGCCCUCGCGCUUAUGGAAUCUACCUUGGAUGGAUACGUCGCUGUCACUGAUUCCCCCGGUGACCAGCUCGUCCCGGAACUGUUGGAGAUAUACCCCGAUGCGCUUGUUAUUGUGACGACCCGUGAUGCGCAAUCGUGGGAACGGAGUAUGAGUCAGGUUGCGGGUCUUGCGACGCUUUGGUUCCUGAGGGUGGUGUUAUUGCCGCUUCCUGGGAUGAGGUGGUUCGUGGAUUAUACCCGGGAGCUGGAGGUGCUGUGGACGAAGGCCUUUGGUGUCGACAGGCCAAAUAUCGGUGUUUAUGAAAAGCAUCUGGAACGGUUGAAGGAGGUUGUUCCGCCGGAGAAAUUGCUGUUUUUUAAUGUCAAAGAUGGGUGGGAGCCGUUGUGUGGGAUGCUUGGGGUGGAGGUUCCUGAUGUGCCGUUUCCGAGGAUUAAUGAUUCAGAAGCGAUUGAUAAGACGGCACAAUAUCAUAUUCAGAGGGGUCUCUUACGAUGGGGGGUCGUCGUUGCUGUUGUCGGUGCGGUUGCAUGGGGCUUCCGGGGAUAAUGCUGUAAUCGAUAUAUCAAUAUACACCAGUGCAAUGAUAGACAAAUAGUUGGGAUAAUUGUAUUCCCUCCAGC